CGCUAUCACCGUAACAACCAAUCACAGCGGAGCAGACCAAUCGUUGCCGAGCAACACAAUGACCAAUCACGGUAGACCUCUGUGCGGCUGACGUGGAAAACGUCUUCCGUUGCCCCGGUGAUACAACCUAGCUGCAAGACGGUGGUCUCCCAGCAACGUAGUGUAAAUAUCCAGUUAUAUUUUUAUUCUAUGUAGUAUGAGAGAGCAGCAGAGAAAUGAAUGAAACAUCAGUUAGUUAAAUACAAAGACUGGGACUGCACUAGCUGAUCCAAUAUUAGCAACAUAGCACGGGCGAAUUACAGGCUCACAGCUGAUGGUUGCUUGCUAGCCAAUGGGACUAUUUGACAAGUUGGUCGGAUGGCUGGGCUUAAAGAAGGAGGUGAAUGUGCUCUGCCUGGGCCUGGACAACAGUGGCAAAACCACCAUCAUCAACAGACUCAAGCCUUCCAAUGCCCAGGUGCAAGACAUUGUUCCAACAAUUGGCUUCAGUAUAGAGAAGUUCAAGACAUCCAGUCUUUCAUUUACCGUCUUUGACAUGUCUGGUCAAGGCAGAUACAGGAAUCUUUGGGAACAUUACUACAAGGAAGGGCAGGCUAUCAUAUUUGUCAUUGAUAGUGCAGACAAGCUAAGAAUGGUUGUAGCCAAAGAAGAAUUGGAAACAUUAUUAAAUCAUCCCGAUAUUAAACACAGGAGGAUCCCCAUCCUUUUCUUUGCUAACAAGAUGGAUGUCAGAGAUGCUCUGUCUUCUGUCAAGGUCUCACAGAUGCUCUGUUUGGAGAACAUCAAAGACAAGCCCUGGUACAUCUGUGCCACGGAUGCUAUCAGAGGAGACGGUUUACAAGAAGGAGUUGACUGGCUGCAAGAUCAAAUUAUACAAUCAAAUCAAAACAAUGAAAACAUGAGCGCAUGAGGAGCAACCACCAGAAUAAUCACCAUUACUCGCACAUAUAUAUAUCUUUUAAAUAACUGUUUUGCUGUUUUUGAGGCACCACUUGAAGUAGAUGCUGUGUCUGAUUACAUAUAAGUGUUAAAGCAAGAAAUGCAAAUGUCCAAUAAGCAAGUCUUGGUAAGAGAAGUGCACAAAAAGCAGCAGGUGAACUCGGUAAAUGCUUCCUAUGACAUUUUUAAGAUUUGUGAAGAUGCAAUGUUAUUUGGGUAAAUUUUACUUUAUUGUUAAACCAGUGGGAAUCAGAAGAAGAAAGAGGCAAAAUGUGUUCAGAUUCCUGCCUUUUCCAAAACUACAUUGGCUGUUUUAUGCUUACACUAAUAACAGCCAUUUUGUCCUCACUACAGAUAAUUUAGAAUGGAGCUCUGCUCAAUUUUAAGCAAAGUUUCUCUAGGAUAAUAA
Poecilia latipinna (sailfin molly) is the source of this 1348-nucleotide messenger RNA. It is a transcript of the gene arl6, whose product is annotated as ARF like GTPase 6. Gene Ontology annotation, molecular function: GTPase activity; GTP binding. The record is from RefSeq and is a predicted model, not a curated record. NCBI's taxonomy places the organism in Eukaryota, Metazoa, Chordata, Actinopteri, Cyprinodontiformes, Poeciliidae. The coding region runs from base 332 to 910 and encodes 192 amino acids. The transcript has 9 exons.